AUGAGAAAGGUGAAAAUCGAAGAGCAGCAUGAUGAGAUUAUCGAUGACGUCAAACCUGAGCUUCGUCGCGUGGUUAGCUCCGAUGUCGUCGUCAAAGAUAGGAAGCUCAAUAGAACUCUCCUCUGCGUGGCGAAACCGUCUUACCUCCUGGGUCUCGGGCCAAGAACUAGACGAAGCGACUACCUCCAACGAUUGCCAAAUAUCCUCUCUGAUCUGCUUCGCCAUAAAAACUGGAGCGAGGCAAGCAAAUUACUCAGCGUUCUGAUGCAAGGGACGAUGAGAGAUGGUUCUCCGAAGAUGAAUCGCCUCAAAUACGAGGCUCAAAUAAAGAUUGUGAGAUACUUGAAACCUAGCAAAAACUAUGCCGUGGAGAUUGGAAAAGUUUAUGAUACUUGGAUUGGGAAGAUUGGUAAACAGCACAAAGAGGAGAGGCUCUUGGUAUGGUUCGAGCAAAUUUGCCAUUUUAUCGAUCAUGGGAUGGAUGAUGAGGCCCAAAGUGCUGCAACCAGCAUGAUGCAGAACCGUGAUAUGGGAAUGCUUCCAAGGUCCAAUCUAUGUAUAGGAAUCACAUUGUUCAGACUGUGGUGUCGUAAGUUCCAGGCGGUGUUACAGCCUCGAGAGGUUGCAGACUGCAGCGAAAGCGAAAGCGUAUCUAAUAAGUCGGAGUCGAGGCCUGAUAUGAUGAUGGUUGAGUGUUCAGUGAAGAACGAGUCUGCUUACUCUGUGGAGGAGUCCGAGGGCUCUGUUGUAAACGACUCGGAGUCUUCUUCGGUCAUGAAGGGGAAGGUGAAACUGGAGAAGGUCAAGGUGGAGAGUUCUUUGCAGUAUGACAAUCCAAUACAACGACACUCUGCUACCUCUGAAGAAAACGAAGACGAUUUGCAAGCUAUAGAUUCAUUAGAUCCCGCUCUUAUCGAAAUUCUUGAGGACAUGGAUCCAUGGUUGCUUCCUUUGGCACCGCCAAAAGAUGAGGAUUGCUAUAGAAAUAUAGUCAAUGAUAGUUAUUAUAAAGAAGCGGUGAGAUAUUUGCGGCUUGCUUUGCAGUCUCCCCGUGAUGUAUCUUUAGCUGCAAUACAUCCACUUGUACAGCUUCUGUUAAUUGGAGGUCAUACAGAUGAAGCGAUGAAAGUAGUCGAAAAUAUGUGCAACAAAGUGCAUCACAUCAAACCUUUCAGGAUGAAGGCGGCUAUGAUGGAGAAGUUUCACCCUGAGAGCGACAAGCUCGCAAAAUCCUACGAAGACAUCUUAAAGAUUGAUCCUAUCUGCGCAACUACCCUGAAGAAGCUUAUUGUAAUGAGCGUAGAAGUUGGUUAUAGCAGAGAGUCUCUAAUCGAAAUGAUAGCAUUGCAUGUGGAGUUUUCUUUCCCUGAGCCUGAAAUCUGGAAAGAGUUUGCCGAUUGCUUGAUUUUCUUCUUCGAUAAUCUUGAUGAAGACCGAAUGUCGGUAUGCCUAGACGGAGCUGGAGAAGAACGGAAUCAACAAACGUAUUCUGUUCGAUACAAUCCGACACCAAGAAUGUUCACCGAUGAAUCAUGGACCCUUCGGGCUCAGGGGUGGCUUCACCGCCAUUUCUUACUGGAAAUGCUCGAGACAGAGAGAAAAAGAGAAGAUUGGAACAUGAUGACUUACAAAGCGGCAUGUGCAAGUCAUAUCUACGGACAAGAGUUUGGUUAUGUUACAAAAGCGUACGGUCUGUUGGAGAAUAAUUGCAACGACAGGAGUUUGGUCAACGAACUUCGAAAGCACAGACGGAUUUGGAACAUGAUUUACAACCCUUUGCAAUAG
Molecule: messenger RNA, 1785 nt
Organism: Microthlaspi erraticum
Lineage: Eukaryota; Viridiplantae; Streptophyta; Magnoliopsida; Brassicales; Brassicaceae
Source: the annotation of a GenBank genome assembly